AUGAAUAAAGAUUCCACUGAGAGUCGGCAAAUACUUACACCAACAGCUCCUAUCAAGAACGAGGAGGAAGCGGAAAAAUCUCGUUCUCCAUCAACUGUUCCAAAAGCCUCGCGAGAGAAAAAAUCGGACGCUGCUCGAUACGCCGCUCUUCGCAACCAUCGUAUCCGCUUGGAAGAUGCCAUCGAUCCAGAUGCGGAACGGGUCAGCAGAAUAAACAAGACAGACAUACUCUUUGGAAGAGGCAAAGGGUUUCAGAACCACCCUGGCAAUCAGCGCAUGAGAGAGAUUGUCGAAAAGUACAAGAUCAAGUAUCACACACUGAGACGAACUGAAAAGCAAGACCUUAUCGAAGCUGUCUAUCAGGAGCUCACCGAAGGUGGUGCUCGCUUCUUGAAAAAGUUGGAAAAGGAAGAAACAUGGGUAAAUGUUGACCGUCCAGUGGCACUUCAAAAGGUCAGUCACACUCUUCGUUGCCGCAAGGGGGUAUUGGACAAGGUGAUGAACGACCAAGCCAUCACUGCGCCCAACAAGUUUGUUGCUGAGGGAAUGAGUCAAGUGCAACAAAGACUAUUGUCCACCUCAUUGGCUGGACUACACACAUCCUUCAAUCCAGCGUCAGGUGGAAUCUCCCCCAGUCUCGAGGCCCAACGAUUCUCUGCCGCCAAUCUUCCCAACUUGGAGGCCCAACGCAUAGCCGCCCUCGAACGCUUCCGUGCCUUGACCACGAUGCCAUUUAUGAACACACCCACUCCCGCUCCCCAACAAGUUCCGAGUCUCAUGGAUCACUACAAUAAUCUUAAGAGGGAACAAAUAAUGCGGGAAUAUAUGAUCCAACAAAUGCAACAAAAACAACUGUUGUCGGGGAUGGGUUUCAUGAACAACAUGGGGAAUAUGGGAGCACCCAACAAGGUUGCUGAUCCAUCACCGACAAAUCCAACCAACCACAUCUUCUACUAA
Cylindrotheca closterium is the source of this 957-nucleotide messenger RNA. Lineage: Eukaryota; Bacillariophyta; Bacillariophyceae; Bacillariales; Bacillariaceae. The record is from the annotation of a GenBank genome assembly.